Exophiala oligosperma is the source of this 2101-nucleotide messenger RNA. RefSeq lists its product as uncharacterized. NCBI's taxonomy places the organism in Eukaryota, Fungi, Ascomycota, Eurotiomycetes, Chaetothyriales, Herpotrichiellaceae. Bases 191 to 2020 code for a protein of 609 amino acids. The transcript is spliced from 3 exons. Gene Ontology annotation, biological process: regulation of transcription by RNA polymerase II. The record is from RefSeq and is a predicted model, not a curated record.
UGCAAGACUGAGUCCGAAAUUCUAGGCGAGAAGAGACCAUACUUGUGCGGAUAAGAUUUCCGUUGUCUACGACGACCGGAUACCACCAAUUCUCUUCUCGUUCUUCUUGUCGAAAAUGACGAAUUGAUUGGACAAAGGCAUUUGUCCAUACACGACGAGAGAUAACCACCGAAUACAAAAACAAAUCAUCAUGUCGUUACGGACUUUGGAACCGAGUAGUCUUUAUGGAUUGGUUGAUAUGGGAAGUAACGGUAUACGUUUCUCCAUCACCAAUCUAGAUUCCUCGACAGCUCGAUGUCUACCUACCAUCUACACUGAUCGUGAAGGUAUAUCACUCUACGACGCACAAUAUUCGAGGGGAGGUUCCAAAGGUCCGAUCCCUCCGGAAGUGAUCGACGACGUGGUUCGGUCGUUACUUAAAUUCAAAACCGUCUGUGCCGAUUUUGCCGUACCCGAAACGAACAUUCGUAUCCUCGCUACAGAGGCGACUAGGAACGCCGUCAACAGUGAGGAUUUCCGACGACAGAUCAAAGAUGCCACGGGUUGGGAGGUGGACAUGUUGCCCAAGGAGGCCGAAGGAAAAAUAGGAGCGAUGGGUGUGGCUAGUAGUUUUAGUGAGGUCGAAGGGUUGGUGAUGGAUUUGGGUGGAGGAAGUACACAAAUAACGUGGAUGGUCUCUCGAAACGGUACCGUCGAGACAAGUCCCCAGGGCAGUAUAAGUUUCCCGUACGGUGCCGCUGCCAUGACACGACUACUCUCCGAAAUCUCACAAUCCAAACAAAACACGAGCGGUUCAACGUCACCCCUGAACCUAUCUCUGAACAGCCUAAACCUGUUCAAAUUCAAAUCAUCUCCUACUUCGUCCGCCUCCGCCUCCGAACCAUCACUUCCGAACUCAAAAGAAGAUCUUGAACAAACAAUGAUAUCCCAAUUUCGACAAGCUUACGCAGAUCUGUACGCCGACAUGCCCGAAACGCUCCGUUACAAGGCCAAGCACGGCGGCCUGACACUGUACCUAUCCGGUGGCGGGUUCCGAGGAUGGGGCUACUUACUCAUGAGCCAACAUAAAGUCAGUCCAUAUCCUAUCCCGAUCAUCAAUGGCUUCAGUGUAAGAAAGCGGGAAUUCCAACAAACCCGGGAGAUCAGUGUCGUCGCAGCGGAAGAGAGUGUGUUUCGGAUAAGUAAGCGACGAGCGGCACAGGUUCCGGCCGUUGCUCUUUUGGUGAAUGUGCUUGUCGAGGCAGUACCGGUGGUUUCGAAUGUGAGGUUCUGCCAAGGUGGUGUGAGGGAAGGGUUCCUAUUUGAUACGCUGAGUCGGGAUAUUCGGGCCCAGGAUCCUCUUGUAGCUGCAACACAGCAGUUCGCAGGUCCAAACGCAGAGGAGAUUGGAGACAUGCUCUUCAACGCCAUACCGGGGGAGAAUAACCUGGACAGAGAAGUCCCAAGGACAAUUGGACGUGCAUUGGCCCGGGCAGUUGCGGAUCUGAUGUUUCUAGGGACUAUCAUCGGGAACAAGGAGUCCAGAGGCAUGGGUGCACUGUGUUUACCUAUCACGGGUGUGCUGUCUGGCGCUCAUGGCUUGAGUCAUAGUCAGAGAGCUGUUCUGUCUCUGGCUCUAUGCGCGAGAUGGGGAGGAGAUUUACCGCCUCCGUAUGAUGAUCUGGAGAGACGGUUGAAGGGGUUAUUGAAGAAUCAAGAGAUUUGGUGGGCGACGUAUCUAGGACGAGUCGCAGCUUUGGUCGGGAGUCUAUAUCCUGCUGGACGGAUUGGUGCGAAAAGAAGGUUGAAACUGAAGGCGUAUUGGGCUGACGGGUUGGGUAAGAAGGGCCUGGCUCAAGGGGUGGUACUGGAAGUCAAGUGUCUGAAAGACGAUGUCUUGACAGAGCCAGCGAUUCUGAAUCCUAUGAUUGACGAGAUUGAAAAGUUGGGAAAGAAGAAGAACAAGGCUGGUGGGGAGCAUGGGUUUGGUGUUCCUGUUGAUAUCAGGGUUGAGAGGGUGUUGUCGGUGACUUCAGUUUAGUCAAUAAUGGUAAUGAAUGAAAUGGGAAGGGAGGAAAGAUAUAAAGAUGGCUGCUGCUGAUGCCGCUCAGAACGAUUGAAC